This is a messenger RNA of Puntigrus tetrazona (Sumatra barb), 963 nucleotides long. RefSeq names its product basic transcription factor 3 (gene btf3). Lineage: Eukaryota; Metazoa; Chordata; Actinopteri; Cypriniformes; Cyprinidae. The transcript is spliced from 6 exons. The coding region runs from base 146 to 634 and encodes 162 amino acids. The record is from RefSeq and is a predicted model, not a curated record. Gene Ontology annotation, cellular component: nascent polypeptide-associated complex; cytosol.
CUAUUUUUGGCCCAGACUCGCGCGGGGCGGGCGGGAACGGUUUCUGGACCCAGCCCACCGCGUCGCAUUUCAGUCUUGUCGUCACUUCCGUCAUCCUCUCUCGCUUCCAUCUUGCUCUCCGCGUGUGUUUGCUGCUAGCGUGCAGAUGAAAGAAACUAUAAUGAACCAGGAGAAAUUAGCCAAGUUGCAGGCUCAAGUCCGCAUCGGUGGAAAGGGUACCGCCCGCAGAAAGAAGAAGGUGGUCCACAGAACGGCCACCGCCGAUGACAAAAAGCUCCAGUUCUCCCUCAAGAAACUGGGAGUAAAUAACAUCUCUGGCAUCGAGGAGGUAAACAUGUUCACAAACCAGGGCACGGUGAUCCACUUCAACAAUCCCAAAGUGCAGGCCUCGCUGGCAGCCAACACCUUCACCAUCACGGGCCACGCAGAGACCAAGCAGCUGACGGAGAUGCUGCCCUCUAUCCUUAACCAGCUGGGCGCCGACAGCCUGACCAGUCUGCGCAGACUUGCAGAGGCCCUGCCCAAACAAGCGGGUGAUGGAAAGGCACCAGUAGCUGGUGUAGAGGAAGAUGACGACGAAGUUCCAGACCUUGUGGAGAAUUUCGAUGAGGCUUCAAAGAAUGAGGCAAAUUAACGUCACGGGAAGGAAAGACGUUUGAAAUCUCUGGUCUCAGCGGAGGCUUGUGGGACUUUUUUUUUUUUUUCCUUUUCUUUUAUAAAUAUUGCAUCCCUGAAUCUAUUAUCUCUUUCGUGCACUGCUGUGACCCUCAUGUGUCCGAGCUGAGAGUGUGAGAUUGAUGGUACCACACAAGUUCAUGCACAGUUUUACAAGUGUGUGUUUGCUUGUGCGGUCCAAGAGGCAUCUCUGCCUCCACCUUCCCUGUUACUGAGGCUCGCUCAUUGGAGCCCAUUUGAAUCAACAUCUGGAAAUAAACAUUUGCUAUUGACAAAAGGCUUAUUAAA